This is a messenger RNA of Neurospora hispaniola, 1968 nucleotides long. RefSeq lists its product as uncharacterized. The record is from RefSeq and is a predicted model, not a curated record. The coding region runs from base 1 to 1968 and encodes 655 amino acids. The transcript is spliced from 2 exons. Lineage: Eukaryota; Fungi; Ascomycota; Sordariomycetes; Sordariales; Sordariaceae.
AUGCCUGUAACACAAUCACGGAUACCGAUCCGGGCUUCUCAUCCGUCACUGGAGCCCAAUGCCGUUUCGAUGUCAGUCAGGUUAUGGCCACGCAUCGACAUAGCCCCGGACCCAAAUGCUCCCUCUUCCCAAAAGCCCACCCAAACUAGCAUUAUUGUCGCCAUUGUCGUUGCCGUAAUCGCCCUGAUGUUAUCCAUCACUCUCACCUUACGCGCCGUCCGCGCCAGGCAUCCCAACCCAAAAUACAUACCCACGCCCUUCUUAAAGCGAUUGUGGACCAAAUGGAAGGUCCCGCCUGUCAAGCAUGCCUACGCUCAGGCCGGCAUCGACGAAGAGUACAACAGUCACAACCGAGCAAAUCAGGACGCCAUGGAGGAGACACUCACUGCGGUGAACGCUCGACUUGCCGCCGCAGCCGGCAGAACAGGAGCGACAGGAGGAACGACAGCUGAGGUAAACCGUAACCAGUCGAUCCGCAGCAUCAUGACACUCCCGCCCUACCGGCCAGCCCCAGGCGAGAACGAGCGAGUACUAGGUAGAGAAGGCGAGCGCGACGGUAUCGACGUGGUGGUGGAGAUGCCGACUGCGGAGGAUGAGGAGCAUCUACGUGACGAGGAAAUGGAGGCACUGUACCAGAUUCGCGUGGCAAGGCGGCGCGCGAACCAAGAGCGGGAGGAGCGGCGACGACUGCGCCAAGAGGCUCGGCAAGCCCAUAACUCUGCAGCUUUGCGCCAGAUUAGAGAGCAGGCGCGGGUUCAGACGGCCCGGAAUACCGAGGAACUGGAGGUGCUUCGUGAGGAACACAAUCGCAUCAGGGAGUUGCGAUCGCGCGCGACGAGCAGUGUACAGUAUGCGGACUUGGGUGUCGCUAGGGCGGAUGGCACUCGCAUCCGGGCUAACAGCACGGAAAGCGAAAGGGUCGGGUUGCUGAGCGAUGCGGCGAGCAUGGCGGCGUCGCAGCAGGGUGUAAGGCCUAGUACUUCCGCCACCCACCACCGGAGGGGUUCGAGCUCACUCAGUAUCGACACCUCCAGAUUGGGUGAUCAGUUCCUCGAUUCGUCGACUGUGGCUACACCCUUGACUGGAGCGGGCGGUAGCAGCACGUUCAGCCUCGUUACGCGCAACAGCCAAGAACGCGGACGAUCGAUAUCCAGGUCCAGGGCAAACUCGGCUGCCAAUACCCCGCGCGCUGGAUCCAGCCCUGAGAUGAUCGAUGCCGAUGAUGCUGACCUGGGCGCCGUCAACAUGCCGCCUCCGCCAGGUUACGAAGACGUUCGCUUGGACGACUUAACUCCCUUCCGCUCCCCGGUUGCCUCUGCUGCUGUAUCCGGUAGGAACAGCCCCACCACCAUGACGCCGCUUCCGUACAACGAACCCCCUCCGGAAUACCCCGGUCCAUCACCAGCACCAUCAGCCGAAGAGACAUCGCUCUCUACGCGCACGGAUGGAGGCAGAACCCUUGCUCACCAGAGGAGCAUCUCAGGGGGAGGAGGUGUCGGAACCGUGAACCUACCGACCAGAUUGCCAAGUCUGCGUCUCGACUCAGUGCCACUCAUUGUCGUCGAGCCGGAAGAGGAGAUAAGGAUAGGAGAGGGGAGCAAUAAUAACGCGGCCAGCACAGAGGAAUCGGCGUCUAACCCUCCGAACAUCAACAUAACAUUCCAAGGAGAGAGUAGCGCAGCUCGUACGUCAGUAUCGGAGAGUGUCCGAACAUCGACGGAGAGUGACUCGGGCGAGGAAACCUCAGUAACGACAAAGGGGAAAAAGCCCGAGAGGACCAUCAAAGUAAAUGAACAGGUGGAGAAAGAGAAGGGGAAUGGAAGCGGUGCUGUUACUGCAAAUAUCGAUCGCUCGGAGAGCACCAGGAGCACGACAGCUGCAAGAGAUAAGGAGAGUCACAGUCCCGCAGUAGGAGAAGGGAUAAAAGGAACUUCGGCUGGGAUGACGGCGGAAGGUGCGGAUCCAUGA